AUGUCAAAACAAAACAGUGAUAUUUUCUCUCCUCCACUUUUACCAUUUUCUAUAAACUUGGUAGAAGACAAUAUUGACGACAAUGAACUUAAAAGAAUUUCAUUAAAGUUUAAUGAAAUGUUAGCUUGUGUUGAUAGUGAUACUGAUGUUAGUAUUACUA
Funneliformis caledonium is the source of this 160-nucleotide messenger RNA. Lineage: Eukaryota; Fungi; Glomeromycota; Glomeromycetes; Glomerales; Glomeraceae. The record is from the annotation of a GenBank genome assembly.